This is a messenger RNA of Sphenostylis stenocarpa, 306 nucleotides long. NCBI's taxonomy places the organism in Eukaryota, Viridiplantae, Streptophyta, Magnoliopsida, Fabales, Fabaceae. The record is from the annotation of a GenBank genome assembly.
AUGAAGGGCAGAGUGGGAAUUUCAGAAGUUCGUCAUGGUUUUCCACCGCGUUUGGCUGCGCUGCGCUACGCUGUGCUUUUUGGGUAUUUUGUUAACCUCAAUCGGCGGUGGACGCCGACCGGGAGCUAUCAUAACGAGAAAGGUGCAACAGUGAGCCAAACAAGGAAGAGUCGAAAAAAGGAUUUGAAGAGUGAGUGUUUCACGGAGAGCCGUGUAAGCAAAGGGCCAUAUUUUAGGCGACACGUGUCGGUAGUGACGUGUGAAGGGCAAAUUGCGGUUCAAAGGAGAGAGAGAGACUUGAAAUGA